UCUCGAUGAUGACGUGUUCGAGGAUAGAUGAUGAAGAAGAAGAAGAAGAAAAAGAAGAGUGUGAUGGGAGGGUGAUUGAUGAAGAGUGUGAGGAGGGGGGUGAUGAUGGCUGUGAUGAGGGUGAGGAAGAGUGUGAGGAGGGUGAUGAUGACGAGUAGGAGAGGUCUCAUGAGUGAGGAAUGGGGAUGUGAUGAUGAUGAGGAUGAUGAUGAGGAUGAUGACGAGGAUGAUGAUAAGGAUGAUGAUGAGGAUGAUGAUGAGGAUGAUGACGAGGAUGAUGAUAAGGAUGAUGAUGAGGAUGAUGAUGAAGAGAUCAGGGUUUGUAAACUGGAAAUGCACCAAUCUAACCAAGCAGAUUCAAGAGCAACCGCUCUGCCCAAUGCUCGCGACAGUUCCAACGAUGAUGCCGGGCACUUGGCAGGGACUGCAAUAUCAAGCGAGCAUUCUUGGCCUGCAGCGGAGCGAGCGCAUACCGUUGAUGUCCGGCAACCGUACAGCCGCGAUGCUCGCCUUGAUCGUGACAGAGAUCGUGCGGUCGGGAAAAGGGAGUGGGCAGAGCGAAGUGGUUUCCCGAGGAUGACUCCGGUAACGAACGGAGGAGGGAGUCUCGGCAUGUCAAAACGGCGAGGCGCUGCAGGUUCUUCCUUAUCCGUAUCGCGUGAGUGCAGUGGUCGACAGAUGUUCUAUGGGGACAGCUGUCGGUAUAAUAUUGGGAGCGGGGGUGGUCAGAGGAACAGCGAUGACGGAACUGGGUUUGCCAGCAGUGGGCCUGGCAGUGGUUUGGAGAAUGGAGUGGGGGCUAGGAAGGGGGAGAGGGGGGAUAACUUCUUUGGUGUGAGCCCGUCUUUUAAUCUGGUUGCGACUGGUGGAGAGCAUCGACUGAAGGAUGCAGAAGAGAGACGCAGUGCGCUGGAGAGGGAGCCAGGAUUGACUGCAUACAGCGGCAGUGGGGCAAGCGUCGAUGCGAGAGGAGAGGGGUUUUUGAGUGCAGAGGCGGCAGUGAUUCGUCCGUAUCACUCACUCAGACGUUUGGAGGAGGAAAGGUUUGGCCGUUUGAAGGUUGGAAAUGGUGGGGGAGCGGGUAGCUCACUCGAGACAAGUGGCGGCAGUGGUGGUGUUGGUGGGGCAGCUGCCGCUGUUGGAGGAGCUACCGUAAAUCUGGGAGUGGCUGGUGCACAUGGUGUGGGUUGGGACUUACCUCCAAGGGCCGAGCGAGAGCACCGAACAGAUAGGAUCAGGGGAUUGAAGGGUGAGUGUGGGUAUAGGAAGGUUGGCAGCUUCGGAAGCUCAAGCUUUAUUUCUUUGGUCCAAGAGAGCGGAAGAGAGUGGAAUAACUCCACAGACAGAGAUCGUGAGGGCAUGAGGGUUGAGCGGUAUGGGCGGGAUAGUAGUCGGGGUUGCAUCAAGGCCAAUGGAGAUGGGAGUGGCGGUUGUGGACGGGAGCAGACACCCACACUGUCGACUAUGUCACCGCAGCAGCAGGGGAGCAGUCCUCUGGAGUGGAGGUCUGGCGGGUACAGUGGGUUGCGGGAUAGGCUAGGUGGGACGGGAACGGCGGGGUCCUGGGAGGGAAGCAGUUUGGUACCAAACCAGCUGGCAUCAAUGGAUAACUCAGCCCGGUCAGAUCGGCGAGUCAUGCAUCAUGGCCUUGAAGAUGGUGGAAGUGGGGCUUCCCAUGUCUUGUCGGACCCCCUGCCGUCCUUAUCAACCCUUUCCUCCCUUGGUACGCCUCUCAGGGACGAUACUCAUGUGUCACCGCCGAAGAGGCAGCGGCUUGGGUGGGGUCAGGGUCUUGCAAAGUAUGAAAAAGAGAAAGUGGAGGAGGUCGGAGACGGAAAUUCCACGGCUGCUGUGCAGUCUGCGUCAGGGCAGAAGGUUGCAGACUCUGUGGUGCCUGCGCACACCGCUUCGUCUGAGUCCCCGGUGGAAGCGAGCACAGCUUCCACAACCAAUCCGGUCCCGGUCCCAGUCCCAGCCUCAGACGGUGCUGCAUGCAGUGGCAAGGAUGAUGACGCUUUGGCUCCCACCUCUGGAGGUGCGAAAGAAGGGAAGGGGGAUGCCUCUAGAGGAUUUACUUCAUUGCGGCCACAGCGUGCUUCAUCUUCUGUUUCCUUGUUGGGGACCUCUGCCGACGCCCCUUCAACUUGCAUGCCCUUGCCUUUCGCAGGUUUGAAUUUGCCCCCGAGAACGGCAGGGUCCCUGACGCCUUCUCCUGCAGUUCUGACCUGCGCUUCGCCUCUUCCUCCUGCACCUUCCUCCUCUUUGUUCAGCGGAUCCCAUGCUGUCAGAUCUGGUUCUACACAGGCGGGCCUGCUCGCACUCGGUUCCGCUGCUUCGCUUCCAACUGUUUGUAGUAGUGGUGCUAUGGGUGCAGAGGUUGCCACCAACGGCCAUCGAGCACAGAUGGGUGCGGAUAUCGGGGGGCCUUAUGGCCAGAUCGGGAGGUUUCCGCCUCCGGGCUCACGAUCUACAAGCACUCUACCACUAAACUUCACAUCUGGACUCAUAUUCCCGUCCAAUGCACUACGCAUUCCAGGCUAUGAACCGCCCAUCACACGCCCCUUGAAGUCUCCACCUCCUCCUCUGAGCCCUCUUCCUGUUGCACCGCUGUUAAAAACCUCUGUUGCUCCGGUGACUGCAAUGAUGGCACCGAAGAUUGGCGGAGCGUCGACUUUCUCUGCCAGCUCUUUGACCCCUUCAAUGCACGUGCCACAAUUCUCAUUGGUGGGGAAUUUCACGGGGUUAACAUCCACCCCCUCUAGUGCUGGUGUCAGGGCUGCAACAACCUGGAUCAACAGUGUCACUGUGUCCGCGACAGGUCCGUCUGCUCCUCCAAGGUGUUCUGGUAAAGCUGGUGCACCGCAGGAUGGUCUGCGUGGGGAUGGUCACACCUCAGUGGGCUCAGGUGAACAGUCUGUCGCAAGCAGCCAGUGUCUAACGAAGUCUGAGAAAUCGCCAUGUGUUGGAGAACGAGCAUCCAGCUUGGGAAAUUCUCAUGAUAUGGAGAAGCUGGAUGCAGAGGUUGCCCCCCCAGAAAAUGCGGCGGAGGGUAUUUCAAAGCUGGGUGACGUUGGGGGCGGCAACGUAUCGUGCUUAUCGAAAGAGGGGAAAUCGGGCGUGGUGGAAAAGGUGGAGUCAGAGACCGAACGGCGCGAAAAGGAUCUCGCCGCUCUCAAUGUGGAAAAUGGUAAGAAUGAUGGCGUGGAACCGGGUAAUGGUUCGCUGCAACCAGAGUGUGGUGGGAAUGCGGGAUCCACUUCACUUGUUCCCAAUGCUGAAGGCGAGCAGAAGAACGGUGCGGCUGGAAGUGUGCCUGCUGCAGGUCGUGACGGUUUGUCACAACCGGAUCGUAGUGCGAAUGCAGGAUCGGAUUUGCCUGUUGCAGGUACCGAAGGAGAGCAGAAAAGCAUGUCGGCAAGCGUGCCGAACCAGGAUGAUCCGAUGGAGGCUAUUGCCAGUGAUGGGUGUGAGAGGUCUGGUGGGGCCGUUGCCGAGACAGAUGGUUGGACACCUUCCCAGCCACUAGGAGGGGAUGACAAUGCAGAACAGGCAGAUGAUGCUGCGGCCAAACGGCAGAUGGCAUCUAUGCAGCAAACGGAUGGAGAUGAGGUGGCUGCUGCGAUGGAGACUGUUGUAUGUGGAACCGAGGAACAGAGGGUAAGAGAGGCAGAGACAGAUGCCCCAGAGGGAGCAGCCGCUGCAUUACCUGAGCCUGUGGGCAUGGGUUUGUGUUUGAGCAGUCCUGAUGCGGAAAUGGGCUGUGAGACGGGAGCAGAAGUCCAUGAUAAAGACACGGGAGAGAAGCCUUGUCCGGUGUUGGAAGCAGGAGUGGCUGGGGCACAACCUGUUGAAGACAAAUGUGAAACAACAGGAGCAGUGAGUGUGGAGGCUGACAUGGAUACUGAAAAUGUGAAGAGGGCGGCAGAGAGCGUAGAGCAGAUUGCUGCUGCCGCUUUGCAAAGCAUUUCUGAAGUGAUGUGUGAACACAGUUCCCCCCCGGAAGAAGGGUUGCAUGUCGACACUGUGGCUGUUGAUGCUGUGGCAACAGGUACAGUGUCAUCGGAGGCGCAGGGGCAGGAAAAGACGGUCGAUGUCAUGGACAUAGUUGACAGUACCAUCCGGUCAUCCCUGGACAAGCUCUGUGAGAACAGGAGAAGAGCACAGCUGGCGCACGACGCACUUUCACACCUUUUGCCGACUGGGAUGUCUCUAGACCCCUCAGAUGCGAAUAAACUGUACAGCACUCCGGAGGAGGCUCCCCGAUGGAAGGAAAACACAGCGUCACACAAGCAGGUAGCAAAGGCAAUGGAAGCUGUGCUUUUGGAGAGGAUGAAGGAUCUGCAGUUCAAAGAGAAGGUGCUUGCGCUGAAGUUUAGAGCUCUGAGAGAGAGCUGGAAACAUGAGCAGGCCAUGAGCAGCAGGAAAGGGAGGCCAGUCAGGGAUAAACACUCUCGGAAAAGUGACGGUGACAAGAGGCUUGGUCCGACGCUGCAAACGCAACGGCGUGCCCGACCCCAUGGUGGUGGGUCUUCUUCAAAUGUGGUGGAUGCGGAAGGGUUUCAAGUUGUGAAAAAACUGUUGGCAGAGCAAGGAGUGGAGAAGAUGAGGGCGGAAUCGAAAAUGCCGCCAAUGAUAUUGGAUGAGAAGGAAAGGAACACCAACCGAUUCAUCAACACGAACGCUUUGAUCAGAGAUCCGAUUGCUCUGGAAGAGGAGAAGAAGUGGACAAAGCCUUGGACUGCUGAGGAGAAGAAGAUAUUCAUGGAGAAGUUUGCCCUGUUCAACAAAAAUUUCAAAAAGAUUGCCUCGUUUUUGGACGACCGGUCUACUGGCGAUUGCGUCAUGUUCUACUACUUGCACCAGAAGUCGGAAGAAUUCACGAAGAUUCGUUGCCCGCAGCAGCUGAAGAAGAGAUCUUUUGUAAAACCGAAUCCGAUAUUCAUGGAUUUGAGCCAGUCCGGUGUCUCUUCUGCUGGCAGGAGUCGUGAAGCGACUGUCACCGCCUACCAGAAGCCUGCAGGAGGUGAAGGUACUGUAAGCGCUCGUGCAGAGCGUACUGCUGCUGUUGAGCCGCAUCCUGUUAUCCGACAUGCAAGGACUCCCGAUCGUGGCAGAGCGGGACCACCAUUCGCUUUGGAAGGAGUCGGAUCCGACGGUAGCAAGGGUACCGGGCAAGCAGUCCUUGCCGGUCCUGUUGACUUUGCCCCAGGCGGCCGGGAUAGCGGUCAACAUCAUUACUUGCCUCCUGGCACAAGCGGCAAGGAUGGUAGCAGUUGCACAGUGAAAGCACAAAGGCGUGCUUGCAAGGAUGGUGGCGGAAGACUGGAAGUUAUCGCCGAGGAGCUGCCAUUUGCCUCUUCUUUUCAUCCAAGCAGCGCAGAGUUGGCCACAAUUGGUGGGGGUGAUGGCAGUGCAGCGGCGGUUCAUGGAGCUGAGAGCGCAGCGACUGCUGAUAAGAUUAAUUAUCACACGUCGGCCAAGAGCGGGAGUGCUCAUCCGGCGGCAAUACCAAAUGCUGAUGUGGUGACCAGGGCCUGGUCUAGGAGGCAAGAUGUCUCACAAAACCAGUCAUGGGGCUAUGUGGAUGCACAGAACUGUGACGUUAGUGAAGGAGCACAUUUGGAGGGGCACCCAUUUUCACAGCAGGUUGCUGCCAUGUCGAAGAGGGAUCCGGACGUCAGGUUGCAACAGCCGCCGGCAUGGAAGCCUGAAGGUGGUGAGUGGAGGAGGCGGGGUCAUGAGUGUAGUCCAGCAUUAAUUGGAGGGGAGGAGAAGGAUAUCAGUGCCAGUGUUUCGGACGAGGAUUUGGAGCAUAAAUCUGACAAGACCAAGGAGAUUUCUGCGGACAAGGAUAUGAAGGGCAGCAGUGCUGGUGCCCUUGCCGAAAGGGUUGAUGGUCCUGACAAUUGCGCAGUCUCAGUGGCAAAAGAUGGAGAAGGCGGUGGAAGUGCAGAAAAACUGCAACAGAACUGUGAAAAGAGUGCUGAUGGUAGGAACUUGCCAGCAGAGGCCAUGGAUAUUACACCGGCUGCAGGUGGUCGGUGCGCACGAACUGAUGCAGGGAUUCCCAUGGCAGAGGAGGCGGAGGACAUCACUUCUGAUGUCCCUCGCGUGAACCGCAUACAGGAUGCGGGUGCUGCGGAUGAGGUGAGUUGCAGGGUAGAGAAUGCCACGCUUGAGAAGGCACAUAGCAGGCUUGCGAUUGUAGAGCUGCCUAUCGACAAAGUGGAUGCGAUAUUGAGCACAGCUGACAUGCAGCAGGAGGGAGCGGCAUUCGCAGAAGCAGCACGGGCUGAAGCAACUGCAUUGCCAAAGGGUUUGCAGAUCCCGGACCGUCCAGAAGAGGGAGAACCCCAAGCCAAUGACUCUUCCUUGUGCAGGGACGAACCGAUGGAGGGGGGUGCUGAUGAUGUUGUGUACAAAGCUGAUGAUGUUGAGACUGCUGCAACACCAGAAGCUGGUUGCUAUGACAGCUACGAAAAGAGCACAGGACGUAGCCCUGCAGACAACAAUGCUUAUGAAGUCAAGACAGAAGGGGAGCAAGAUGCGAAAGACCAGUAUGGUAGAGGUGGCAGUGAAGGUGGUUUAGGAGCAGAGAGUGACGAUAGGAAGAUGAGUAGGCAUGCAGUUGGAGGUCAAGGUGAGCUACCUAGUGGGAGAAGUAAUGUUUCCUGUGCUGAUGCGCGUCUUGAUGGGAACGUAUGCCAGGGUGUCGAUGUGCACACAGAUGGAGGUAAUCAUCAUACAUGUAAAACUGAUAGGGGUUCUGUCAUGUCCGAGGAGAUCGAGGGCGUCACUGGCAACGGGCCUUUGCUGGAUCAGCAGCAGGGUACUGCUGCUAUUCUGAAUGAGGUGACUCACAGGGUGGAGAAUACCCUGCUGGUGAUGGCAGACGGUAAGGUUGGAUCUCUCAUGCGGCCUCUUGACGAAGUGGGUGGGAUACUGGAUGCAACUCGUAUUCAGGAGGCGAGCAUGGCAUUCACAGAAUCAGAACGGGUUGAAGGUAACACAUUGCCGGAGUGUUCCCGGAUUCUCAACCCCCCGGGAGAGGGAGAACCUGAAGUCAGUGGCUCGUCCAUGUUUAGGGAUGAGCCGAUGGAGGAGAGGAGUGCUGAUGUCAGGCUCAAAGCUGAUGAUAUUGUGGCCGCUCCGAUACCUGAGAUGGAAUACUAUGACAGAUACCGUGUGAGUGCAGAGUGCAGCCCGGUUGACGACACGGCUUACGAAGUGAAGACAGAACGUGGUGAGGAAGAGGGGAAAGGUCAGUGUGCUAGAGGUGGCAGUGGAGGCGGAGGGGCAGAGUGUGAGGACAUGGACAUAGGGAGGCAUGGAAGCGAAGGACAAGGCGAGCUAUCGGGUGCAAGGAGCAGUGCUUCGGAGGGUGAUGAGAGUGUUGAGGGGAAUGUAUGUGAGGCAGGUGAUAUGGCUGGACAUGGAAGUAGUGUUUCGUGCAAAGGCUCGGUUGAUGCGCAGGUUAAUGAGUGCGAGGCCAAGCCUGUCCAUCCUGUUGCGGAUAACCGCGGAGUUGAGAGGGUCGAGGACGGCAAUGACGCGGAUCUAGAUGAAGAGGAGGAGGAACGGCAGUUUGCAACAGAGAUUGAGGCUGCUGUAGAACAUGCAGACGAUGAUGAAGACGAACAGGAAUUGGAGACGGAGGAGCAAAAUGAUGAUGGUACUGCUGAUGCUGAUGAUGACGAUGAUGGUCAUGAUGGCAAUGCUGAUGAUGAAGAACAGGAAGGUAUAAAAGGCGAUGGUGGUAGCGGCGAUGGUGGUAGCGGUGGUGGUGGUGACAGUCAAAGAGGGGAGGACGUGUUAUUAGGUAGGAUUCAGGAAAUGAGAAUGGCAGUGUUGCCUGUGAAAGGGGAGUCUGAUCCCAACCAUGGUGUGGACAUAAUCUUGGACGAUAGAACUGCCUCCAGUGAAAGCGUUGAGAAUAUUAAGGUGGAGGUGGAGGUGGAAGAACGUGAGAUGAUGCGGACAGAAGGGGCGGGAUUCCAUGAGGAGAGGCCGUGGGAUGAUGAUGGUCAAGAAGUCAUGGGGUGCAGGAAGUGGUGUGAACCACGGCUGCGUGGUCCCGCGUGGGAUUGCCGCAAUGAGCAGAUGCAUCCUCUGUUUGUUACUGAUCUGAGAGGAGGCAUGGAGGGGAACGAGAGAGAGAGCGCCCCGUGCAAAGCGCAGAGCACAUUAGCGAGGCCAGUUCCAACCCUGAAGGCAGCAGGAGAGGCAAAGGCCAAGGUUCCUAAGAUGGAGCUGUGUAGUGUGCUGGAUAUAGGUUAUGACAGGUCGGAAAGCGGGAAAGCAUCGCUUGGAGGGUUCGCACAGUGCAAUACGAGUACAACUCAGUACUAUAGUCAGGAGAAGAAGCCGAGUUUGAACGAUCACAUCAUGUCGAAGAGAACUCCGCCCUCCACGAACCUACGGUUAGAUGGACUGGCACGUGCAGGCGGUGGGUGGGAGAAUCUGGCCAAACCUCUGGCCCAGAAACCUGUUCCAGCCUCUGUGGCAUUACCAGUGAAGAGGGAGAAGGAUCACACAGGAAUGACAGUAGGGGUGCCAUUGAACCAAGGGCCUGGCAGCAGUGGGAGUGUUGCUGCGGGUGUGCACUCGGUGGCGGAAAAGGACAGAUCAUCUUCGAAAGGUAGUGGCGGUGGGGUUGGAGAAGGAAAGGUGAGAAGAGAGCCGACGACAUGGUCGCAGGAAGAGAAGGAUAAAGUUUUUGAGGUAAUUGAGAGGCAUGGGAAGGAUUGGAAUCUGUUGCAGGAAUGUCUCCCUAGGAAAUCACUGGUGCAGAUCAAAACGUUUGUACAGAAUUCGAAGGCCAAGUUUGGGGCGAUGGCGGAGGGAGGAGCUGGGGCACUGCAUCGCGUAGGUGAACGAGGCCGCAAGCGCAAAAGCGAGGAUGACCUCGUCGGAUCUUCUAGCAGUUAUUCUGUGCCGGCAAUGGCAUCCUCUUUGCACCGUCAGCAGAUGAGCCAGAUGCAAGUGCGUGAUCAGCACCAGGAUGGCCAGCCCUCGCAGCCAAUUCAUCCAAUCCCAGUUGCGGCAGUAAUCUCAGUGCACGGGUCUCCAGGGUCGCCAUCUCCGGCACGGGUGGUUGCUGAUGAAGCAAAUCUGACGGGAGUGAGCGGUACUCCUUCCAAAGGUGGUAGAGUGCAACCCGGAGUCGUUGGUGGUGAUGCAACUGCCUUCUCUCCACCGACGGGUAUUCCUCGCCAUAUGGGCAGUGAAAUGCUUCAUGAACAUGCGACGCUAGCUGCCUUUCAGCAAAUGAUGAUGCAAAUGUUUCCACGGAACAGUUACGGUCCACCGCCGGGUGCAGCUGCAGGUAUGGUGCCUGUGUUUCACCCUGCGCAUCCCAUGUUCACUCCGGCCUUCACAGCGAUGAGCCGACCUGUCCCAGUGCCUCGGCACCCAGCUGCCAUGCCACCGUUCGGCCUGUUGCCGGCAGGAAUGGCUCCUGUUGGGCUUACCCCUGUGGUCUCUCCAGCGGCGGCUCAGAUCCCUGGCAUGAAGAAAGCAGACACCACCACCUCUAUAGGAGUGCCGCCUGACAUUGAUGUGUGUAUGGCCCCUAUGGUGAGGGGAAUAAUCGGUGGGCGAGAGGAGGAACUCCUCUCUCCGUUUGCACAGAGUGUGAAGCCUGUAGCAACAGUGGCACAGGCUCAUGGUCAGGGCCAGGGUCAGUGUCAGACUCACGCUCAAGCGCAGGGUCCAAGUCAGCCGCAGGCCCAGGCUCAACCUCAAGGGCAAAGCCCCACUCAUACACAGCCUCAAAGUGUGUGGAACGCGCAAGUGGACUGCGUUCCGCAACCCCACUCCCAUCGUUCUCAGACUUCGGGCGAUGUGAAACUCUUUGGACAGUCCCUUCUGAGCCAACCCCAGCCGUCAAACGCUCAAAACGAGGUUACAGCUUCCGGCAUGUAUCUCCGAGAGACGUCGGCACCGGUCGCCGUAGUUGUAAAGAGGGCCGCGACCGUCAACACCUCGCAGGAUGGAGGGGGGGAAUCGGAUGCGGUUGGUCAAUCUGGUUGCUGUGGUGUCGAUGGCACAAACACUUGUCUCGGGAGCAGCAGUGUGGCAGGCGGAGGAGCUUUUGGGAUUCUCUCCCCAGGAGCAGGUGGCGGGUUUGUGGCGCCAGCUGCCUUUGGCGGUCCGCAGUUGAUGCUGCCAUAUGCCUCUGGGAACCUGCACAGGUUAUCAGCAUUGGCUGACGGGAGGGAGAUUCCCACUGUGGCUGCUAUACCAUCCGCUGUACGGAUUGGCGGACCUGCUGUUUGGACUGUCCCACCCCGACCAGCUAUGGCUGGCGAUCUGUGGGCAUCGUUCAUGGCUCAUCAUCAUCAUCAUCAUCACCCAAAUGUUGGACAACCUGUAGCUAUGGUGGGUAGGGAAGUAGCCGUUGAUGAAGCUCUUUCCAGGGAACGCAGUGUGCAUGAAUCUGUGUCGAGGGUGACGGAACGGCUCUCGAGGAAGGAACCCGAAGGGGGAGCGGGCUCAGCGACCAGAAGGUCUGCUGAUAGUGGUAGCAGCCACAGCAGGAAGUCGGGCGCGGAUGGUGGGAGGAGGAUUUGUCCAGUGGAAGUUGUCCCACAGGAACGUAUGCAGACAGGCCCCACCUCUGAAUGUGAGCGAACUGAGGGCGCAUCUCUGGCUGCUGCAGACCAUCGGACAGAGCCGAGCGUGGCCAUUCCUAGAAGCAGAGGGAGAGGUGCCAGUGCAACAGUUGAAGAACCGAUGGAUGCUGUUCACGACAGCGCGAGAGACGGUUCUGAGCAGCAGCAGCAGCAGCAUGAUUCGCCUCGUGGCAUUAGUCCACAACAUGGCAUUAGAACGUCGGUCCAAAGUGUGGGGGGACCAUCAACGCCAGGGCAUAGCCCAACUGCAGCUGCUUCGGUGGCCAGUCAUCCACGUACGAUGUGGGAUUUCAUGGCGGCAGCCUAUGCGCAAGAGUGGCCAGGAGGGCUAGGCGGCCAACAUCCGUCGAUGGGGUUAGGGCGGUUUGACUGUUCGCCUGCUGGCAUGGUUUGGGAUAACUUCAGAAGAGUGGGACUCGUGCCAGCUAGAGGGAGAGCGCCCGUUGUGAACCCCUUGGCCCGGGGGGUCCUGGGGUCGGUCGGCGCAGGACUCAACCUUGCGAUGCCGGAAGGUCUACAGGGUGCAGUUCGAGAGGGGAGUAUUUAUUACCCUGCAGCACCCGUAAUGCCAGCGAUGAAUAUGCCAAUCCCCCCGCAAGCAUCGGCGUGGACUCCAGCCACGAUUUCUGCUCAACGAAAUGACGCCGCGGCAAGAGUGAUGAUAAUGGCAAUGGCUGUCAAUAAGCAGCAGCAACAGCAGCAGCAGCAGCAGCAGCACCAGCAGCAGCAGCAGCAGCAGCAGCAACAACAACAGCAGCAGCACCAGCACCAGCAGCAGCAGCAGCAGCAGCAACAACAACAACAGCAGGGAGAAGGAGCUGGGGCAGGGGUUGGGGGGGAUCGCUCCGAAGACCACCACCUACCCACGGAGGGGAGAGACCUAGACAUGAGGGGUGCUCGCGAUGCCGGAGUGACGUCGGGGAUGGAUAUCGAUGGCGAGGACAACCGUGACAUGUUGACGACGACGGAGAGGACAACCGUCGCUGAGGCCGUCAAUGUCGUCCUCUCCCGUUGCCAAAUGGAGAGCAGUGAGGGGAAGUUGAAAGCAACUGUUCGUGCACACCGCAAGCUCACAGCGCUGCCGACGACUGGCGAUGGCUUCGACAUUGGUGCCAUUUCGGACGCCAUCCUGCAGGUGUGCUAUGCGAUGGGGUGCAGCGCAUUUCCACGGGCGACACCAAGGUGGUGGAUAAAGCGACGGACGGGGGGUACGUGGGAGGAUCUGCGACAAUGUGAUGACGCCACAAUAGAUUACUUCAAGGAGAAGCUGCGAAUGUUGCCACGUGUUUUCCGCGAGAUUGCGAGAACUCUGUCUCCAUACCUACAACGCCGUGUGAUGCUCUACAGGGUGUCGUUGCAGCCAGACCAAAUCAUCGCGUACACUCUGUAUAGGUGGGCGUUGGGGGAGACACACGAUAGCGGGACAUGAAACUUCGGCAUUGGCAGGUCUUCCGGCUUAACGGCGGUGUGGGACGUGACUGCUGUUUUGCU
This is a messenger RNA of Chara braunii, 12125 nucleotides long. The record is from the annotation of a GenBank genome assembly. Lineage: Eukaryota; Viridiplantae; Streptophyta; Charophyceae; Charales; Characeae.